CACCAGAAAAAUUGUAUAGAUAACUCGAAAUCGGUACCGUUUUGAACGGAAAAAUUGGAAUGGUAGAUUUAGCUUAGUAAAGACUAUCUGCUCAUCAAUUAUAAAAUCUGACUUCAGUUUUCUUUUAAAUAUAUCUCUUUCCUAAAGGGUUAAUAAAUGCCGUGCAACACAUACUGUCUCUAUGUUAUGAAAUGCAUGCUCUUUCUAUCGGUGAAGGCAUAAUUAUACCUGCUACUUCAUUUUGAAUCGUUUUUGUUUUAACUUUGCAUAGUACUAACAUAUGUGUUUCUAUAGAUGAGGUAUAUUCAGAACGUAUCUUUAGAAAAAUUCUAAACAAGUUUCUUAACACAGAAGAACACCAAUUGUUCUAUUAAAAUUAGAUAUCUAGCAAAUGUUGUGGCAAAAGUUAUGGACCACGCCAACGAGUCAGGAACGUUCAACGAAUCUGUCCUUAAUCUUUCAUGCGAAGAUGUUGCUGAUGCUGUCAAAACAUUAUACAACGUUACAGUUAAAAGUGUGAAAAAACUGUACGGUUAUGAUGAUCUGAACUUCAGAAUAAAUUCCCACAAUGAAAGUUUUGUUUUGAAAGUUAAGCAACAAAAGUACGACGGAGCGAGCCAACAAGCUGUUUUAACGAAAAAGAUAAUGAAACAUUUAAACGCUGAUGGUUUUCGAGUUCCGGUGGCUGUCACAACGAUCAACGGUAAAGAUGUAACAGCGAGCUAUGUAUUUGGUGAUAACAAAACUCAAAGACAGUUGGAAAUGUUCACGUACUUACCCGGCAAGAGUAUAUUAGAACUGAAACUGAGCCCUGAAAUACUGGUAGAUACAGCUAGAGAUGUGGGGGUACUUUUCGGAUCAGUUACUAAAUCCCUUGAGAAACUAAACAAUUUGCUGUCGAUUGAAAACUACGUAGUAUCAUCAAGUGACAUAUGGCAAACACAAAACUUCCCUCAAGUCCGAUCUUAUCUACACUUUGUCAAAGAUAAAAAUCUCAACAUGGUGAUUUGUGAAGUUUUUGAUGCAUUCGCAGCGAUGUUUCCAAGUUUAAAAAAACAACUUAAUCGCGGUUUAAUACAUGGAGAUUUUAGCACCACAAACAUCAUCGUUGAAAAACUGGGACAAGAAAUGGGAGUUAUUGAUUUUGAAGACUCAACAUUGUCUUACAGAGUGUUUGACUUGUCCGUGUGCAUCGGAUACAUGAUGGUUUCGGCGCUCGACGUAAAAGCUGACCCUAUGCUUUUGAUUAAAAAUUUGUACCAGGGCUACGCUUCCGUGGCAUCGCCGUUAAACUCUGGAGAAAAGGAGAUUCUUUUUGUUGCCGUGCAAGCGAGAUUGGCCACGUCUUACAUAAUGUCGCGGUAUACGCUGUCGUUGCAUCCAGAGAACGAAAAAUAUCUUGAUUGGCAAUCGUCAAAAUGUCCAAAACUACUUUUGCUUUUGCAUUCCAAGGGUAAAGAGCAAACAUUGCGUGAAUGGGGAGUAUUACCGCAUUAGGUAAUUUUUAAAAUAAUAAUCGAAGUUUUAAAAGUUUAGUACGAUGGGGGAAGAUGGGACACUUAAGCACAUAUUGCCAAAUAUUUCCAAAAUCAAAAUA
Ciona intestinalis (vase tunicate) is the source of this 1597-nucleotide messenger RNA. RefSeq names its product hydroxylysine kinase-like. The record is from RefSeq and is a predicted model, not a curated record. Gene Ontology annotation, molecular function: amino acid kinase activity. Lineage: Eukaryota; Metazoa; Chordata; Ascidiacea; Phlebobranchia; Cionidae.